AUGUCUUUCAAGACAGAUGGUAACUAUUUCAUCGAAAGCUAUUGCUAUAAUUUACCGAACUUGGGUCAAUAUCCGUCAGGAAGAGUAAUUGAUUGCCGAACUUUGGGGUCAUAUAAACCUCUUCAGGUUGAUUCAGCUAAUGAAUUUACGUUCUAUAAACAAAUAUGUUUGUCAAUUGGUUUCGCCUCCAGAACCAUUAAUAGUUCACUACGAAGAAUAUGUCCAAUAAGAAAAGGCAGCGAUAAAUUUAGUCUAAGUGAAAUUAUGGAAUCCGAGCUGAAUCUGAGUACAAUUCUUUGUAAUAACAGUUUUGGAUCAUAUCCUUGCAAUGAUACCUUGGUUGAAAUGGAGGAAACGAAAGUCCCGCUCUACGUUGUGGUGCCCGUCUUAUCCUUAUUUUGUGUUGUGGGUACGAUCGGGAACGCAACCUCUUUUUAUAUUUAUUUUAAGCGUCGCGAUAAGUCGACGUCGGUGAUUUUUAUUCUUGCCUUGGCCGGAACGGACUUCCUUACCUGCUUGGUUAUAAUACCAUAUACGAUCACUUUUGAAUUAUUGGGAUAUAAUUUAGUGUACGACGUUCUGUGCAAACUCUAUUUGUUCUUAAUCACGUCGAAUAUUCCGUUCUCGGCGUAUAUCAUGACGGCCAUUGCGUUCGACCGCUACUUUUGCAUUUGUCACCCGUUUUUUCACGCAUUCACCGUGCGACGAGCCAAAAUUAUUGUGUGGUGCCUUGCGUGUUUAGCUUGUACAUUUGGAGUGUUAACUUCUCUGCAGUAUGGGAUGUAUUAUCCUACAGACGUAAUAGUGGAUUCGAAUGGAACAAUCGUAGACGCUGUUCUCCUCAGCAGGAACAUGACGGACAACGCGACGGCGAUAGAUCCGGCACCAGAAGUCGCUAACGUCACAACUGUGCUUGAAUUUUCACAAAUCUGUUUCCGGAGCUCCUUGAUUAUUGGAGGCGAUGCUUUUAAUUUGUAUUAUCAGCGAAUUUAUACGGCAUCGUUUAUCGUCGCUUUUGUCAUCGUAGUAGUCCUCUACUGUAUGAUAUAUCGCUCUAUUCUGAUGCGUCGCGCCAAAAAAGCCAAACGCAAGAAGAAAAACAACUAUACUAGUGUUGCAGUCACUGACUGUGGCACUCCAGCUACGGUCACAACUACCACAACUACGUUAAAUGGAAAUUCUGCUACGAAACCGUUACAGCCCAAACAAAAGAGUAAGAGACCCAGUACGGUUAAGGACACAACCCUGUACGCCAACAUCAAAACAGCGCUUAUGUUGUUCGUUGUUACUAUUGUGUUCGUUAUAGCUUUUCUCCCCGCGUUUUUAAUGACAUUGGACUUGAUUCCUUUCAACAUGAUUGUGUUCUAUAUGUAUUUUUCUUACAACGUGGCCAAUCCGAUUAUUUACGCGUUCAUGAAUCAAACUUUUAGAGAAGACUUGAAAAAUAUUACUAAAGUGUGUAAAUAA
Molecule: messenger RNA, 1467 nt
Organism: Lottia gigantea (owl limpet)
Lineage: Eukaryota; Metazoa; Mollusca; Gastropoda; Lottiidae
Exons: 3
Coding region: 1-1467 (488 amino acids)
Biological process (GO): neuropeptide signaling pathway
Cellular component (GO): membrane
Molecular function (GO): G protein-coupled peptide receptor activity
Source: RefSeq, a predicted model, not a curated record